Molecule: messenger RNA, 5861 nt
Organism: Branchiostoma floridae (Florida lancelet)
Lineage: Eukaryota; Metazoa; Chordata; Leptocardii; Amphioxiformes; Branchiostomatidae
Product: one cut domain family member 2-like
Exons: 5
Coding region: 411-2012 (533 amino acids)
Biological process (GO): regulation of transcription by RNA polymerase II
Cellular component (GO): nucleus
Molecular function (GO): DNA-binding transcription factor activity, RNA polymerase II-specific; RNA polymerase II cis-regulatory region sequence-specific DNA binding
Source: RefSeq, a predicted model, not a curated record
UCGCCUCUGGGUCUUGGUCGCGACAUCGGAACAACUCUCACCGUGAGUUCAGCACCAAGGACGGAUACCGCCAUCCACAACUCGCUUGGGUGUUAUUUACGGACUAAAGCUCUCUAGAGCACAGGUCCUCUGCAUCGGAAUUUCAGAGCGACCACCUGCUACCCAUGACCCACUUCGGCAGUGACGUCACGACGGGCGGGCCAGUGCGCAGGAUCAGGAGGUGGGCUCUACCAGCUGUCUAAACAUAAUACGUACGUAGGCCAUGGAGGUGCCAGCGCACCGUUAUUCCGUACGCUGGUGGUGCUCCUAAGACACAGGACGUGCUGUAAAGAUUCUUUGGAGCCAGGCGCUGUAGGAAGGAGAGAAACGUUACCACGCUGGCCGUAUGGGUGACCACGGGCUUCCGAGGGAUGCAGAGUGAGUUAGGCUUAGACAGCAUGGGGGACAUGCACGGGGGUUCCCAUAGCACCGAACAAGUGCAGUCAGCUGAACUGCUCAGCGGUCAUAGUCCGCAUAAUGAGGUGUCCGUCAGUCGGCCGCUCAGUCUCUCUAACAGUUUAUCGGGACUGGUCGAUCAAGACUACCGACCGCCGAGUCUGCAGGAUCCGACCUUCCAACCUGUCCCACCUCACCCGAGUAUCAGCCCGGUGCCGAUCUGCGAGGUGAACAUGGCGAGUUCAGCGGCCGGUCUCCCGUCUUACACCUCCUCGAGUUUCACGACUCUGACGCCCCUGCAGCCCCUGCCUCCCAUCUCCACGGUGACGGGAGACAAGUACCGCACCAAUGUCAGCGGAUCCUUCACCCUCAUGCACCACCACCACCACCAGCCCCCUCCUCCUCCCAACCUACACAUGAACCACAUGCAGACCCCGUACGACAAGAUGCCCGGGAUGGGACAGAGUCUUUCGCCGGUGUCCAACCCCAUGAUGGCCAACGGGCUUGGCGGGAUGCAACACACCGGGCACCUCCAGCAAGCCAUCCCCCCUUACGGACACUCACCCCCGAGUAACGGCCUGGAACACCACGCUAAACUCAUGGGGAACGGCUACGAUCAUCAGAUGCUACCUCACACCCAGCCCGUCCCCUCACCCCCGGGGCUCCACCAUCCCCACCCCCAGAACAAUCGGAUAACGCAGCUCUCCAACCCCGUCGUAACGUUCAACGGUUAUGCCAACCACCAUACCCCACACCCCCAGUCCACCUCCCCGCCUGCCUCGGCGGCGUCGCGAGACCGUAGCUCCUCCAAGACAUCUUCUACCGGAGAAGUCGAAGAGAUCAACACCAAAGAAGUCGCUCAGAGGGUGACCAGUGAACUCAAGCGUUACUCCAUACCCCAGGCCGUCUUUGCGCAGAAGAUCCUCUGUCGGAGUCAAGGAACUUUAUCCGACCUCCUCCGCAACCCAAAGCCAUGGAGCAAACUCAAGUCUGGAAGAGAGACGUUUAGAAGGAUGUACAAGUGGCUGGAAGAGCCCGAAUUUCAGCGGAUGUCUGCAUUACGGCUUGCAGUGCAAAGCGGGGAACAUAGAAGCCAGAGCCGCUCGUCCGCAGCCCGCCCGGCGGCCCCAUGUGUUCCUGCGCCCGCCCGUCCCGCCGACCCCUUCUUCGGUCCCGUCCAUCCGCCCGAUGAAUUCGAUCUGGACCAUUUGUCGCCCAUAGAAGCAUGUCAGAGGAAAGCUUAUCAGGACCACGGCCGACCCGCAGCCACCAACUCAGCGUGUAAGCGGAAAGAACAAGAAGCUGCGAAGCCGCCGGAGCAGAAGGGUCCGAAGAAGCCCCGGCUAGUGUUCACUGACCUGCAGCGGCGGACGCUGCACGCCAUCUUCAAGGAGAACAAGAGGCCUUCUAAGGAGAUGCAGGCGCAGAUCGCCAAGCAGCUGGGCCUCGAUCUGAGUACCGUCUGCAACUUCUUCAUGAACGCUAGGCGGCGCUCGCAGGACAAGUGGCAGGAGGACGAAGGGAAGAGUGCAGGUUCCUCAAGCAACGGCUCCACCCCGACUAGCUGUACGAAAUAGGUCUAUCUGCAAGCCUGCUCACCCCUAAUCUUUAGGAAUGGAUCAAUCCAGUUUGGUAGUUGAGCCGAACGAUGUGGAACAAGCUACUACUUGAUAAGGGGAGACCAGGCUUACAGACGUCAUUUCCAACAAAGUGUGACCCUCAAAGCCACACACUUCCUUUAUGACAUGCAUAAUCAUGUGAUCUUUUGCGCAAGGGGUUGUGGGUGAAGACGUUAUGCAAAUGUGUGCAAAUGAGUCAUUCGAAUCACUGGCCAUCCUCUGCUUAUGGUGUUCAAAAGUAGCUACGGUCGGACGCGAAAAAAUAACGAGGCAAAAAGGCAAGGCAUUCCUAUCACCUUCUUUUCCUCCUUAUAUAUUUUCUAUCCUCAUUGUAUCAUGAAGUGAUUUAGACUUGCGAGGGCCAAUCCGUGUUAAAAUAAGUUGUCUUCCAUGUUUCAUGCUGCUCCUUCGGAUUAAGUAUUGGCGCUCGUCAUUGGCUGAAGUUACCCAUCAUGCUCUUUAUACGUUUGCCUACAUUUGCAUAACGACUUCACCACAAGAGCGAGUUUGAAGGGGAGAAGUCCAGAGAACGUUAUAAUUAUCGCUCCCUCAAGGACUGUUAUUGCUAGGGUACAUUCUAACAUGUGCCUAUAUCUAGAGGCAUGACGGAGUCUUGCCUUGAUAAUUAUGUCGAUCUAGAACUAAGCUUUAAAAUUAAGCCAAAUAUCCUAGUGCUGAGGAGGGCUCUGAGUUGGAAAAGUAGAGGUUUUCGAACCACUGAAGACAGGAUAAAAGAGCUAGUACACAAAACGCCAUUCCCAGACAUGUACAAAUUUGAUAAAAGAUGCUCUCGCGAGAAACAGUGGGGACGAGAGCAGGCUCAGAAAGCUCAAGUCACGCAAGAUAUCGCGAGUCUUGCACGACGAUACCACACGACUUUGCACCGAAAGGAACAGAUUCUCAAAUUUACUCCAUAAUUAUCUGACGCCCCUGCAUUGAUAUCGGUGCGUCCUAUCCGUAGAUUCUACCACAAGUAAAAUUAGGCGUACCGUAUCGAUUCAGGGGUGUUUUGCCAUUCUCAGAUAACACAACUUCCAUUCUGCAAUCCGUUUUCCAUUUGCCACAUGACAAUCAACAGGCUUUAACCUCCCACAGUCAACAACCCAUCCUCCAUAGAUCCGAUGCAAGAAACACGUUCAAAGAUACGCCCUACUUUGCGCUAACCCAGCCGGCCAAGCUAAGGAGUUCCGACGUUACAGUUUGGACAGCCUAGGUUAGCGCCACAAAUCUCCAACAUAAUUAGAACUACUACCUCAGCAAUCUCUCUACUUUGUACCAAACUAUACCAAAGAUUGCUUAGUGAUCGUUGUGGAACGUUACGUAGUCGUGAAAUGUGCACAAAUAGUUUCCUUGCGUCUUACCAAUCAUGGCUUGGCAUAUUUUGCAAGAAAUUUUAGAUCUAUAUGUAUUUUUUUGAUGUGUUGAUGUUGAUAUGCUGGGUAUAGUUUAAAGUGGUGUGAAAUAAGGUGUUAUAAAUGAUGAUUUCAUGUACAUUCCAGAUGGAAAUAUGCAGGAGUCGGGCUAUACUUAAUUGCGGAGUGUAAAAUACUUAUGAUUAUAUCUUAUGAAGCUAGCCUUUUCUGUGUAAUGGCAAACUUCGUUUUGGUCAAAUCCAAAAGAGUUUUCAUCAAAUUGGCGCUUCCGGAUAAGACCGAUCUUUCCGUUAGUAUCAGUAUCGUUGAAUUGUUCGUCCAGUUGUUUUGUCCGGAGUCGAAUUGUUUCUGUUGUUGACAGGAAAAGGAAGACAUCCACGUUUUGUUGCAGGUCGUAAGCAAGAAAAACAAUGCGUCAUUAAACAGCCACUAACAUUUAUCUCAGACAAACUUGGCAGCGACCCUGUAUUGUAAAGAGUGGGGUGCGCUGCUCUGAGAGAGAUCGUCCAACAUUCGGAGUCCGCGAUGCAGAUCGACAGGGACCUUUUCCGUGAUUUCUGUUGUAACCGUGUUUACUUUGGAACAGUUGUUUGACGUCCACACUGGUGUGGUCAGUCGUGACUCGUGUUGUCAAUAGCCUUGCGUUUUACGGCACCGAUUCGAUCGGCCAUCGUUAAAAACAAAAUGGCGUACAGUGGUGCUGUACAAUAAUAAUACAUACCAAAGAUUUUAAGGGAUGCAAGUCAAUGUCAACCAAAGAUAAUGCCAAAUGAAAAAAAGAAAAACAAGAACACUGCACAAAGACACCUACACACCCACACAACACACUUCCGUCUGACAAUAUACCUCAAUCAUAUCACACUCGUUCCUCUCUUGGAGCCUGUAUAACAACCAUGCAACCAAUGACACUGCUCUGUGGAAAUCUCAGUCUAAAACUUUACCUCUUCUGUGCUGUGCAAGUCUGUCCGGACGAAUCCGCUUGCUUCAGAGGCAGGGGUGGAAUUUUGGAGCAAUUUAUGUUCUUCCAUUCCAACAUCUGUGAAUAUGAAAAACAAUUUCUUUUUCUGUUGCAAGUUGUUUACUACACCCCUCGCCAAAUGACUUGGCUCAGUCCAAAGAUCCCGUAGCAUUGGUUUGAUUGGUCGCCCGCUUCUGCACUGUCUGGAUUAUUACGUCAUUGAUCCCUUAUGUGAAACUGUAUAAUUGACUUAGCAAUUAGUGCAAUUCUUAUCAACAGGGUCAAAUGAUAUUGUUGUCUUGUCUAUUGUUAACAGAUUGUAAGUAUUGUUCACAUUUCUUCAAGUACUAGAUUGUAAUAUAUUUCCCCAAAGAUGGCCAAAGGUCUUGUUUUUGGAUGUAAUAAUUCCUGUGACACUUGUGAAUUUUGUGUUCAGAGCAAGAAACGGAACUUUUGUUAAAACCUGUAAGUAAUGUAUACAAAAUUAUUGAGAUAAGAGAAGCUAGGGUAAACUAUAGUUAGCGUCGAAUCAAUAAUAUAUUGACCGUGGAAGAUGAGUGGGGUAAGGAAAAGAUGAUGUAUAAAGAGUCGACAUUGGUGGGACUAAGCUGUGAACGAUAGUUAAGUUGAAACUAUAAGAUACGGAUGACUAUUGGUACAUUGAAGAAUACAAGAAGAACGUAUACAGUAUGAUACAAAUAUGUAUGAAUAAGGCUCCAAGGCGGCAACAGUAGUUGGAUAGAAUAUGCACAUCAAAUUAUGCUUCACAGAUGAAAAAAACAACAAAGAUUAGCACUUACAGUAUGCCUUACCAAUGAUAAGUUUGCAAACAAAAAAUGUAAAUUGUAUAUAGACGGGGAGGGUGGAUGGUACUGUAAAAAGUGUGCAAUACAUUGUAGAAUGAACGUUGGAAGCGAGAGGUCAGGGGUCGGAGGGCAAGCAAUAACCCAAAGUUACUCUUAGGUACGCAUGCACUGGCAAAACAAUCCUUACGAGACAGAAAACUUUGUACUUUAUAGAUUCCACCCCGUACCUACUGACUGCGGUUACCCCUAAUUCUGUGCAAUAUAUGAGAAUGGGGUAAUGCCGCGGGGCAGGUCGGGAUCGCCUUCUUGCCAACAUGAAUGUAGCACCAUGAUUAGAGAGACCGGUAGUGGCACAUCGCUAGCUUGCUCGCGUGGCCCCUAGAGUCGAAAAAUCGCAUUUAGACGCUUGUGCAAUGCUUCUUCUAUACAUAGAGGUAGGUAGACAUAGUAGUUUUUGCUCCGUCGUCCUUUUGGCGGCCUUCAGCUCAGGCGUCGCCUUCUGAACCAUCUGAAGACCGCAGGAGAACGUAAGGAAAAGGGACAGGAGUUUUAGUGUAGUGCUUCAAGCCGCAUAUCCCUAGUGCAAGUGCGCCCCAUGUAGGCUAUCAUCAAAUGAUAGGCUGUACAUUUUUAGGAAUAUCUGCAAUAAAUACCUUUUUCAAAAGCCACA